GACUCUCUAGGUAACAUCAUGUACUUCUGAGACUUCCUGUGAGGGAAGAGGGAGGGCUGGCCCCUGAUGAGAACAUGUUGGUGACUUCUCCCUGUGUCAGCUAGAGCAGGAGGAUCCAACUAGGGCUGCAAGCAAAGAAUGGAAAUUUCCCAUUGCAGCAUCAAGGGCUGCUGUUCUGCUGACUGUCUCGCUCAGUUGGGGUCAUCUGCUUCCCCAAGACAUCAAGGAAUGCCAAGGACUGUGACAUCAGCUGAAGCCCCGAGGGCCCUUGCCUGCCCCUGCGAGUGGUGGGAGGUGUGAGACCUCCGAGGCCUGCUAUGGCGCCCAAGCAGUCCCCGAAGCCCGAGUUCCAGGAGGGCGAGCGUGUGCUGUGUUUCCACGGGCCACUUCUCUACGAGGCCAAAUGCUUGAAGCUGGCCACCGAGGACAAGCAGGUGCGCUACCUGAUUCACUACAGUGGCUGGAACAAAAACUGGGACGAGUGGGUUCCGGAAAACCGAGUCCUCAAGUACUCUGAGGCCAACCUGCAGAAACAGCGCGACCUUCAGAGAGCCAACCAGGAGCAGCGGGCUCGUGGGGCUCCCCAGGGCCGCAAGGGCAGCGCCGCGGUCGCCGCGGCCUCUCUGCAGCAGCAGCAGCAGAACGUGGAGACGCUCUUCCAGAACAUUCGCAUCACGCCCUCCACCUCCUCAUCCAUGGCCACGGCCAUGGCCAAAGUGGAGGCCCCGGGCCGCCAAACCAGAAAGUGCAAGCAGAAAAGUGGCCCGAGAGAAGGGGGCAGCGGCGGCGCCGGCGCCAGCACCAGCGCCAGUACCAGCACCAGCAUGGCCAGGGGGACUGGCCAGCCGCUUCAGAGAAGAAGGACCCGAGGCCAUUCCUCUGCCAGGGCCGAAGGGACUUCAGCCGCCAGCUCAGAGGCCAAAGUCCAGAUCCCGGAGAGGCUGAAGCCGCUGCUGGUGGAGGACUGGGACCUGGUCACCAAACAAAAGUUGCUGUUUUCCCUUCCUGCCAGAAAGAACGUGGAUUCAAUCCUGGAGGAUUAUGUCACCUACCAGAAAGCACGGGGAGAGCAGGAUAACACGGUGUAUGCUGCAGAGGACUUGGUGGGGGGAAUCAGAGCCCACUUCAAUGCCCUGUUGGGCACCCAGCUCCUCUACGAGUUCGAAAGACCCCAGUAUGCUGAGAUCCUCGCUAACCACCCUGAUGUCCCCAUGUCUCAGCUCUACGGAGCUCCCCACCUGCUGAGACUAUUUGUCCCCAUUGGAGAAGUGCUGGCCCAUUCUUCUUUUGAUGAGAAGAGUCUGGCUUUGUUGUUCAACUAUCUGCACGAUUUCUUAAAAUACUUAGCAAAGAAUCCUUCUGCUUUUUUUAAUGCCAGUGAGUACAAAGUUGCUCCUCCUGAAUAUCGUCAAAAAGUUGCCUAAGAGUAUACAAACCCUAUUUGUUAUUGUUGGGUUCAUAAAGGUAUUUUGUUAGUUCCUAAAAUUGUGUUUGUAUAUUGCAGGACUGGUAUUUGUUUCUAAAAUGUUCUGUUUGAAACUAAGUGAAGGGGUAGUCCCUUCUCAGUUUUUACCGGUUUAUGUGAUAAUGGAUAAUACGGAGUGACACACAGUGUAGGAUGUUUCACUGUAUUAAUGACAGUUUAUCUGAAUUCUGGUGGUUCUAUCUCUUUAGCCCAAAGUACUUUUAUGAUUUAUGUUAAUACACAAGUGAUAAAACAGUGAAAUCUGGUUUCCAAGGUUUAAUUCAUUGGGUCCCACGGAGGACUGGAUUUUGUGUGGGUUUUUUGGUUUGUUUUGGUGCUCAUUUUCUUUUUUGAUGUUUUAAGUAAAUAUAGCCCCCUCUGUGAAAUGUGAGUGUGCUUUUCAUAGACAUUUUUCUUUGCCAAAAUUGGGAAAGAAUGGUAAUCUUUUUGUGUGAUGGGGUGGGGUUUAUUCUAAUAAAAUAUUCUAACUUUCAGAAAUGCCAUUAUUGUAUAUCUUUGGUUUUCUGACAAAAUUGGUCUUGCAGGAACUAUUUCACAAGGAUUUUUUUUCUCUGAAAUUAAAUAAAAGGGGAUUGGAUUAAACUAUCA
Molecule: messenger RNA, 2074 nt
Organism: Monodelphis domestica (gray short-tailed opossum)
Lineage: Eukaryota; Metazoa; Chordata; Mammalia; Didelphimorphia; Didelphidae
Source: RefSeq, a predicted model, not a curated record